UUACCAUCUGCCUAUAUGACCACUCCUCAGUUUCUGAAGAGAAGCACCCUGUAUAGUUCUUCUGGCUUUUGCACCCAGAUCUUCGACAAUGAAGGUGGCUGUCAUCUUUCUUCUCAGUGCUUUGGCCCUGCUGAGUUUAGCAGGUAACACUUUUUCAGCUAAGGUGACUGGAAAAGAGGCUAGUUGCCAUGAUGCAGUGGCGGGAUGUCCCAGAAUUUAUGAUCCUGUGUGUGGGACUGACGGAAUUACUUAUGCCAAUGAAUGUGUUCUGUGCUUUGAAAACAGGAAACGCAUAGAGCCUGUCCUCAUUCGAAAAGGUGGGCCUUGCUGAAAGUCAAGAUUUUGAACUCUGUUAUGGCUACCGUAAUGUUUGGCAAGUGGGUUCGUUGAAUAAAUGCAUCUGAACAUACCUUGUUCUUCCC
Messenger RNA from Mus musculus (house mouse), 422 nucleotides. It is a transcript of the gene Spink1, whose product is annotated as serine peptidase inhibitor, Kazal type 1. Gene Ontology annotation, biological process: spermatid development. Gene Ontology annotation, molecular function: serine-type endopeptidase inhibitor activity. Bases 89 to 331 code for a protein of 80 amino acids. NCBI's taxonomy places the organism in Eukaryota, Metazoa, Chordata, Mammalia, Rodentia, Muridae. Gene Ontology annotation, cellular component: extracellular region. The transcript has 4 exons. The record is from RefSeq and is marked validated.